UGUCGUACAAUUUUAUGGCAUAUGGUUUUUUGGGGUUUUGUCAUAAAUUAUAUUUUUUGCAUUAAUCUAAAUAUAACAAUUGUUGAUAUGGUUGUUAUUAAGGCUGGGCAAGAUCAGCAACAGAAUGAACUGCCAAUAAAGGAAAUUACAAAGAGAUCAAUUGAAAUAAAUGCAACCACAAUUGAGCCAGAAUUAAAACCAGAAACCGAAAAAUUUGAAUGGAAUCAAUACCAACAAGGCCUAAUAUUAGGCUCAUUUUUUUGGUUACACUGGUUGACACAAUUGCCAGGUGGUAUAUUGGCCAACAAAUAUGGCACCAAAUUAGUUUUUGGUCUCUCCAAUGUGAUCUGUUCUUGGAUGUGUUUAUUUAUACCAAUGGCCUCAUAUUGCAGUGUUAAUGCACUCAUUACAUUACGAAUAAUACAGGGGGCAAUAGCGGGUUUGACUUGGCCGGCCAUGCAUGUACUUAUUGCCAAAUGGAUACCACCAGAUGAGCGCAGUAAAUUUGUGACGGCCUACUUUGGCAGCUCAAUUGGUGUGGCCUUUUCAUAUCCUCUAUUUGCAUACAUUAUGCAUUAUAUGUCAUGGAAAUGGGUUUAUCUCAUUUGUGGCAUUCUCGGUACUAUAUGGUGGCUAUUAUGGUUGGUAUUGGUCUAUGAUAGUCCUGCACAACAUCCACGUAUUUCAAAUUCAGAAUUAAGAUAUAUAGAAACGGCUUUGGGCUCUAGUGUUCAGCAAGCAUCAAAUAGUGUUCGUACACCUUGGAAGGAUAUAUUUACCUCAAGACCGGUAUGGAUGAAUGUAAUUGCUCAGUGGGCUAGUAUUUGGGGUCUCUUUACGCUGAUGACCCAGUCGCCAACAUAUUUUAAAGUCAUACAUAAUUGGGAUAUAAGAACGAUUGGCAUAUUAUCUGGAAUACCCCAUAUAUUACGAAUGAUUUUCGCUUAUGCGUUCUCCUUAUAUGCAGAUUAUUUGUUAAGAACAAAUAAAAUGGAAACAACAAAUUUAAGGAAAUUUGCCACAGCCAUAUGUACAAUUGUUAUGGGUCUGACAGUUUUGGCUUUGGCUUACUUAGGACGUAAUCCCAUAUGGGCCGUUGUGCUGAUUUCAUUGGCCACCAUGUUUCAAGGCACUGGCUCUACUGGACCCAUGUCAUCUAUGAUCGAUAUAGCACCCAAUUAUGCUGGCAUAGUAUUUGGUGUAUGUGGCACAAUUGCCUGUUUACCAGGUUUCAUAUCGGCGUAUAUAGUAGGGGUCUUAACAUUGGACAAUCAAACUUUUGAAGCCUGGACGAAUGUCUUUCUCAUAUCUGCCAUCAUGCUAAUUGGCUGUGGAGUGCUAUAUGUCCUAUUUGCUGAUUCCUCUUUACAAAAAUGGAAUGAUUACUCAAAGUACAAUGCUGUAAAGGACAUGGAAUUAUUGGAAAAUAAUGAGGAAAUAAAAGAAAAUUAAUUAAGUACU
Calliphora vicina (urban bluebottle blowfly) is the source of this 1461-nucleotide messenger RNA. Its product is annotated as sialin-like. Bases 22 to 1452 code for a protein of 476 amino acids. The record is from RefSeq and is a predicted model, not a curated record. Gene Ontology annotation, cellular component: membrane. Gene Ontology annotation, molecular function: transmembrane transporter activity. NCBI's taxonomy places the organism in Eukaryota, Metazoa, Arthropoda, Insecta, Diptera, Calliphoridae. Gene Ontology annotation, biological process: transmembrane transport; monoatomic anion transport. The transcript has 6 exons.